AUCAGAACCCUAAUUUCACUCACAUCGUGGUGAGAAAUUUUGGUUGCAAGAUACUGCGAAAUUCACCUCGAUUUGGACGUAAAAUUUCCUAAAAGCAAAAGCAAAUAAUGACUCGUAUUUCGCUACUGAGUGAUCAAAAUGACAGCCAUUCGCAUGCCGGAGAAGAAUCCGAUUCAACGCCGCACCAGAUGAUCGAAAUUGAAGAGGAAGACGACAAGAGCCCAACCCAGAAGAUUAAAGAUCUUGAAGUAUGUGUUCCCAUUGUAUAUGGAACUAUGUCAUUUUGGCUUGGAAGGAAGGCCACCGAAACUCAAUCUCAUACGUGGACGGUUUAUGUGCGUGGGGCAACAAAUGAGGACCUGGGUGUAGUCAUCAAGAAAGUUGUAUUCCAAUUGCAUCCAAGUUUCACUAACGCAAGGCGAGUGGUAGAGUCGCCUCCAUUUGAGCUGACAGAACGUGGAUGGGGUGAAUUUGAAAUAGCCAUCUCAAUAUUCUUUCAUAAUGAUGUCUGUGAUAAACAAUUAGACUUGUUUCACCAUCUGAAGCUAUACUCUGAAGUGGAGCAUGGUCCUUUAUCGACCAAGAAACCUGUGAUCAUUGAAUCUUAUGAUGAGAUUGUUUUCUCAGACCCUUCCGAGGAGUUUCUUGCUCGUGUUCUUAAUCAUCCAUCUGUAAUUGUGCCACAGCUUCCAGCCACUUUGAACUUGCCUCCUGCACCAAUAGAAGAUGUGCAUGAGAAGAAAAGAGGAGACACCAAAGAUCAUCCACUUGGUCAAUGGUUCAUCAGAUUUUCCGAGGCGGAUGAGCUAUUAAAACUGGCAGAGGCCCGUCAGCAGGUACAAAAUUAUAUUGUGAAAUUGAGAAGGCGUUUGAGUAUGCUGGAAGGGUCGUCCCCAACACUAAAAACAAGUGUCAGUUAGCACAUCGUAUGCUGGAAAGUAGCUUUUUAUAGCGUUUUAAGCAUAAAUAAUAACUAAAAUCAGGUAAACUACCAUCUACUUCCACUUUAUUCCACACAUUGCUUAGUUCAUGCAUGGAACCCUUGUACAUAUCUGCAUAUUUACUCACACUGCACCUACAUCUGCUUCAUGGAAAGUGUAGGAAGGUAUCCUUAGAUAUCUCUAGCUCUGUUAUUUUGUACAACUUACAAUGCAUUGGUAGUUGUUAAAGCUUGGCGAAACCCAUUUGGCAUUUUACCAUAAAACUUUGUUUUGCAAGCUGGGGCCCAGAAGAUUUACUGGAUUCGUUUGGUCUAGUUUUAGCUGUCUUAGCAUAAGAUAGUAAAAUAAUUUUGAAUUGUGCUUUGGUUGUGACAUAGCAUGUGAAAGUAGCUGAAAGGCCAUGAUAGACUUGCUUUAUUUGGUUGUAAUGCCCUUUCAAUAGGAGAUAGACUAUAU
Messenger RNA from Cynara cardunculus var. scolymus (artichoke), 1397 nucleotides. Its product is annotated as transcription initiation factor TFIID subunit 14b-like. Gene Ontology annotation, biological process: regulation of DNA-templated transcription. NCBI's taxonomy places the organism in Eukaryota, Viridiplantae, Streptophyta, Magnoliopsida, Asterales, Asteraceae. The transcript has 6 exons. The record is from RefSeq and is a predicted model, not a curated record. Bases 108 to 920 code for a protein of 270 amino acids.